Molecule: messenger RNA, 1640 nt
Organism: Durusdinium trenchii
Lineage: Eukaryota; Dinophyceae; Suessiales; Symbiodiniaceae
Source: the annotation of a GenBank genome assembly
CGAACACAGAUCUCGCCACCGCCGGAACUCCGCAUCGCCCAUAGACCCCCGGAGACGCGCGUAUCGCGCGGCCGGGAGCACGGGCGUUUCCAUCGCGCGGGAUACGCGCCGCGAUGGAGUUCGCGGAGCCCUCCGGGUCGUCGAGACCGCUGGGCUACGGCGAGGCUCAAAGCGGCCCAGCGGAGCCCUUCUUUCAAGCUCCCAUCGGCGUCGAGGACCCGUCACUCUUCGACGAUGACGACGACGACGAUGAUGAGGAUGAGGACGAUGAGGGCGAUGACGAGGAUGAAAACAGCGCCUCCCUGCGCGACGUCGUCGCGGGCUUCUUGAACGGGAAUGGGGCUACUUAUCAGGAAGACACGCGAGAGAUCAGGCACCUUUUACCUUGGGUGGAACUGGUUUGCGCUCCAAAGGUUAGCGUCAAUGUGAAGAAGCGUUAUCUUGAGGAGCUGAGCUAUGCUUUGAGACCACAGGAGCUAAAGCCGCAGGCACGAGAGAUGUUCGUGCGCCAGGGCAUGUCGCGAGGAGUGGUCACCGAAGCAGUUCGGCUCAUCGAGACGGCGCCUUCCGCCGUGGCCGCGGCCGCCACCAACUUCCUCGGGGACUUUGCGUUCAAUUCCGACAUGGGCUCCAGGGAGGUCCUCAAGGUCUUCGAUCGCAUUGCGGAUCGCUUUCAGCUCCUCUUCGCCUCCUCUUCGGACAAGGUGUCUUUGAUGAUCUCAGAGGAUUGGCUCCUACAGGCAGCGAUCCUCCUGUGCGUGAACAUCGCGGCCACCUGUCCUGCAGGGCACAUGAAACUCGUGCGCUUGGUGCAGCCAGUUUGCCUGAAAAUCCUCCAAAGCCCACAGGUGGGCGACAAGCUUCGCGGGAACACCAUUCUGUUGCUGGCGAAUCUCUCCAUGACGGUGCUCAACCAGCUCCGGGAGUUACAAGUGGCCAAGGUGUUGCUUCAGCUCGUGGAGAACCGAAGCAUCUCCGAGCAAGGAAAAAGCGUCGCGGAGUCCGUGAUCAUCUUCUUGCACGGUGAGGAACAAUGCCCACAGGUGGACUUGUUAAUGGAGAGGUCCGUGGUGUCCAAUUAUUGCAUUCCCAUCAUGGCCCACACGCUGAAGGGCACGGAGUUUCGUGGCAUGUUCCCGCACCUUCUCUACAGCGCAAAGCUGUUUCAGGUCCUGUCAAGGUGCCGAGUCUAUGCCGAAAAGCUGCUGAAAGAGCAGGACAGGGUGGUUCCAUUGCUGCUGAGAGCGGUGAAUCCCAAUGGACCGCCACCCCGCGUUGAAACCGACUAUGAAGGCCGCCGCCUUGUGCUGGAGGCUUUAUGGUCACUGGCAAAGUUUAAGUUAUGGCCCGCCGAGAAAGACGAGGAAAGUCGAAGGUUCAUUGAGAAGGGCCUGGCACAGUUGAAGGAAGACCGGCAAGUGGGCAUUCGGGCAGCGGCCGCAGGCAUUGACGCGCAGCUCCACAGCGAGUUGGUCUUGGAGAUGCUGACUGUGGGCAAGCGCCUGGAGGCGGAUGGAUGGCUUCCACCAUCGUUCUGGAAGUAUCGCAUCGCAUCCCAGCUCUAUCCCUUUCUCAGCUCCUGAGAGGUAGGGGUUGCCCGUUGCUCGCAUGAAACCGGCUCCCAGAGUGGUCCGGAUGGC